GAGACGCUCAGUUUAUUGUAUAUAUUCGGAAGUAGCAAGUUUAUACACGAUUAGCUGCACCAUACACGAGGUACACACAUAGUCUGACGAACCUAUUAUUUAAUAUACGCUACUAACUACUACGUGGAUUCUCAGAAGGGAUUCUUGUGGUUGAAAUAUUUAUCUAAAUGGUAUUAUUUAGUUUAUUUUUGUGAAUCAAGUUUUGGUAGAAAAUCUGAAGAUGUUAAUUUUGUGUUAUUGUAUGAGUUUAAUGUUGGCUAUCGCUUCUACGGACGAUGGCAAAAAAUGGAACGAUCAAGCCCAGAAAGAAUUGACAGAUGCCUUAAAUCUAAAACCGAAUAUUAUGAUAGCCAAGAACGUCAUCCUGUUCCUAGGAGAUGGUAUGGGUGUAUCCACAGUUUCGGCAGCCAGACUAUAUAAAGCUCAGAAAUAUAAUAUCACAGAAGGGAUGUCUACUCUGGCUUUCGAACAUUUUCCUCAUGUUGCUCUAUCUAAGACAUAUAACUUGGACGCACAAACACCCGAUUCCGCCGGUACCGGAACAGCUUUUUUAUGUGGCGUGAAAGCUAAUGCAGGAACUCUAGGGGUUAACGGUAACGUGGCUAGAAAGAACUGUACAUUAGAAAAAGGAAAUGAAGUUAUGUCUAUUUUACAUUGGUCCAAGGCCGAAGGUAAAUCUGUUGGAGUAGUGACGACGUCGAGAAUCACCCACGCAACACCAGCUGCAGCCUACGCUCAUAGUGCUGAAAGAGACUGGGAAAACGAUGCUAAUCUAAAUGACGUAGAAGGUAACUGUACCGAUAUUGCUAAACAACUGAUAAUGGACAACCCGGAUAUUGAGGUGAUUUUGGGAGGUGGUAGAAGGAAUUUCUUUACAAUACCUGUUGGUCAGCGUAAUGAUAGUCUUAAUCUUACACAGAUCUGGGAAACAGAUAAAAGUACUAAGGGUAAAGGAAGUUACGUCACGACUAAAAGCGAACUUGAUGCCGUCGAUGUAACUAAAACGGAUUUUUUACUGGGUUUAUUUGCUGAAUCACAUAUGGAAUAUGAUCUAGAUCGUGAAUUGAACAAUUCGCUCGAUCAACCCUCGCUUCCUGAAAUGACCAAAAUCGCCAUCGAUAUACUGAAGAAAAACGACAAUGGUUUCUUUUUAUUGGUUGAAGGUGCUCGCAUCGAUCAUGGUCAUCAUGCUAGCAAAGCUAGGAAAGCCUUACAUGAUACAAUAGCGUUUGACGAUGCUGUAAACGUUGCCAUGAAAGAACUGGGUCCAGAAGAAACACUGCUAGUUGUCACGGCCGAUCACUCUCAUGUAUUUAGUAUGGCUGGUUAUCCAGAGACCGGAAACGAUAUAUUAGGUUUGGUGCACCCUGUAGCUGAUGGUGAACCUAAAGAUAAUGUCCCUUAUACUUCAUUGAUCUAUGGUAACGGUCCUGGUGGUGCCUUGGUUAACGGAACAGAUGGCCAUCCUGGUCGACAGAAUUUAACUGGUGUUGAUACAACCGACCCAGAAUAUGUGUUUCAGGCAGCUGUACAUAUGAGUUCUGAAACUCAUUCAGCAGAAGAUGUCGGGAUAUUCGCUAUUGGUCCUAUGUCACAUCUAUUCCAUGGUGUCCACGAUCAGAAUUAUAUAGCCCACGUCAUGGCCUACGCUUCCUGUGUUGGACCGAAUAAGAAACAUUGUGACAAAUCUAAAGAGGAUCCUGUAGGCAGCGGCGUCAGUCAUACACUUGCUCAAUCUUUAAUCAUAAUUUUCAUAUUACAUCACGUAAAUAAAUAUUUGUAAUAGUUAUACACGCCCUCUAUUACAUCAUGUGCAAAAUGUCCAUUUUUGUAAUAAUUAUAAACGCCCCUUAUUACAUUACCUCAGUAAUAUCUUGACUUUAUUUACGGUUGCUGAUCGCCAUUUGCAUUUUUCGGACAAUAUUCAAUAUUCCACGACUUGAUCCAAAUUAAAAUGAUCUCUGAUUGGCAAUUUAACAUUUAUCUCAUAAGAAAAUCAACGAGGGAUAAUUUGAUGGAUUUUAUUCAAUCUCUUUUCAAAAGUCUUAUCAAUAGAUAUUAACCAAUACAUAUAGGUGGCGCUGUAUAGUAUAUGUCGGUCACAUAAUAUUUGUAAAAACAUGUAUGGAAAUGAACUUUUUUUGAACUGAUUUUAAAAACAAAACCAACAAUCAGGAUAUCUGAAUUGGAUAGUCGAACAUGCUGAGGUCUAUUUUCCAUGUACGCGUUUUCAUUAGCAAACAAGUUCGUCUAAUGCAACUGUAAUGAGACCGUUUCGAUGUAACAGGCGAAAACGGCUGUGGAAACGCGUACAUGGAACACGAAGGAAGUAUAUAUUAGAUCAUUUAUCAAUGACACCCAAGAUUUUGUGUAUAACCAUUUGUGUUUGAAAUCCAUAUCAAAUAAUAUGAAUAAUUCAUUGUAUAAAAUUUAACUGUUAACCUAUUGUUUUUAUACUUGGAAUACUUUAUUUAUAUAUUUCUAUAUGUUGCCAUGGAUAUAUAUCUGUGUAUUCGUUUGUUGCCAUGGAUAUAUAUGUGUAAUGUGUAUCAUUUUGUUGCCAUGGAUAUAUAUAUAUACUCUUUUGUUGGAAUGGAUAGAAAUAUUUGUACUAUUUUUUUACCAGGGAGACAUAUCUUUGUUUUCUUUUGUUGUCAUAGAAAUAAAUGUUUCUAUUUUGUUUAACCGUGAGAAUUGGGUGACGAAAGAUUGUUAUGUUUUAUGUAAUAUAACAACAUUUUAUUCAAUUAUAAAUAUAUUUUCUAAUAUGCACUAUUACUUCUUUAUAUGUAUGAAUUUUAUAAACACGAGACAAUUUUUAUCGAAUAUUUUAUAAUGGCAUGAUCGAGUGGCGGGGAGGGGGGGGGGGAAUAACUCGUACAACGGUUAUGGAUUAAGACUAGAAAUUCUCCAAUCAUUGAUUUCAGCGCUGAAUCCAUGGCAGUUCUUCGGUGAACUUAAUCUGUAGAACCACAACGGUCCCAGCGUUAACAAAGAUUAAAUUUAAAAUGGAUUUAGACUUAAUUUCGAUUCAACGAAACACACUCUUAAAUAUAUAAUUUAAAAUCUCGCGCCUUAAGUUUCCGUCAUUUUUAUUAGACAAGAAACGCCAACCUACGUGAAUAAACCAUUUGACUAUAUCACAACUAGA
Messenger RNA from Patella vulgata (common limpet), 3151 nucleotides. Its product is annotated as alkaline phosphatase. Lineage: Eukaryota; Metazoa; Mollusca; Gastropoda; Patellidae. Bases 221 to 1783 code for a protein of 520 amino acids. Gene Ontology annotation, molecular function: alkaline phosphatase activity. Gene Ontology annotation, biological process: dephosphorylation. The transcript has 12 exons. The record is from RefSeq and is a predicted model, not a curated record.